AUGAGUCUUGAUUUGAGUGUUACUGUAAUUUGUUUUUUAAUAGCUAAAGCGCACACAUCACUCCUCACUCACUCGGCGGCACACACAAAACCCUUUCUCAGUCACUCACUCGGCAAAAGAGAAGCGUCGACGGUCUGCACACGGUGGGUGCUUCAUCGACGGCAGCGACCUGUGGCGGAGGACAGGGUUCCCUUCGCUCUUGGAGUUCGCAUCGGGCAGAGAAGCUUCUCUGCAUUGCGCUGGGACGCAAAACCCUUGCAGCAAUCAGCACCACGGCGCAGCCGCACACCUCUGAGACGCCACCGCAAUCAGGAAUUUGACAAAGCGUAUGGUCCGGUCUGGCAUUGCAUUGUAGGCUCAAAUUUUGGCUCAUUUGUGACACAUUCAACGGGGUGUUUUCUUUAUUUUUCAAUGGAAAAUUUAUAUAUACUACUGUUCAAGACCAAAGUUAAGAAGGCGUUGGAUUAAGGUACAUAUUAAUUAUACAUAUAAGAUUCAGCAACUACUUUUUAGAAGUUGUACAUAUCUCUCGUGUGAUCUUGUGAGAGGUAAUAGAAGUUGUGUGUAUAAUUUAGAAUAAAUUAUUCUCGUAUCUUCUGAGCGCUUGUUAU
This is a messenger RNA of Glycine soja, 611 nucleotides long. RefSeq lists its product as uncharacterized. Gene Ontology annotation, cellular component: dynein complex. The transcript has 3 exons. Gene Ontology annotation, biological process: microtubule-based process. The record is from RefSeq and is a predicted model, not a curated record. Gene Ontology annotation, molecular function: dynein intermediate chain binding; dynein light intermediate chain binding. The coding region runs from base 1 to 468 and encodes 155 amino acids. NCBI's taxonomy places the organism in Eukaryota, Viridiplantae, Streptophyta, Magnoliopsida, Fabales, Fabaceae.